Messenger RNA from Eruca vesicaria subsp. sativa (arugula), 1805 nucleotides. Lineage: Eukaryota; Viridiplantae; Streptophyta; Magnoliopsida; Brassicales; Brassicaceae. The record is from the annotation of a GenBank genome assembly.
AUGGACUUAGCUUCCAAUAAGAACACAUCAGAUAACGUCAGCUCCAAUGAGAUAGACCCAACCGUAAAACCUAAGUCGCCUCGACCAAACAAUAUACAAGCCUCUCCAUUUUCUCUUAAACUAGGAGACAAUGUUCCUAGGAACCGUCAAUUUGAUCUCAAGAAGAUGGAUCCUCUCGUCAGACACCAUCAACCCUCAGCUACAGGAACCAACGAGAGUGAUAGCUUAGGAAACAAGAAAAAUGCUCUUAAAAAUCUUUAUUAUGAUCCCAAGAAGAUUGUCCCUUUAACCACACCUGAAACACAAUCCCCAAGCGCCAGAGCUCAUCACCAACACAAGACAAAGUCUCCAGACAACAAGAGAGCCCCCAUAAAGAAUGGAGAUUAUGGGUAUGGUGAUAACUCGGUGGGUCCAUCAGCUACACCUUUCAAGCCUCACACGGGAGGAGACGUGAGGUGGGAGGCUAUCAACUCAGUCACUUCAAGAGGACCUCAAAUAGGUUUAGACAGCUUCAGGCUUCUGAAACGUCUUGGGUAUGGGGACAUAGGCAGUGUCUAUCUCGCUGAUCUACAAGGGACAAAUGCUGUUUUUGCAAUGAAGGUGAUGGAUAAGGCCUCGUUGGCUAGUAGAAACAAGUUGUUGAGGGCUCAGACAGAAAGAGAGAUCCUAUCUCUGCUUGAUCAUCCUUUCUUGCCGACACUAUAUUCUUACUUUGAGACUGAGAAGUUCUACUGCUUGGUCAUGGAGUUCUGCAGUGGUGGGAAUCUACAUUCUCUCAGACAGAAGCAGCCCAGCAGGCGUUUCACUGAAGAAGCUGCAAGGUUCUACACUUCUGAAGUAUUGUUAGCAUUGGAGUAUCUACACAUGUUGGGGGUUGUAUACAGAGACUUGAAGCCAGAGAACAUCCUAGUUCGAGACGAAGGCCACAUAAUGCUUUCAGACUUUGACCUCUCCCUACGUUGCUCCUUUAACCCCACACUCGUCAAAUCCUCUUCAGUCUGCAGCACAGGAAGUGCCAUCCUCAACGAAGAGUUCGCCGUCAACGGCUGCAUGCACCCCGCAGCCUUCCUCCCACGUCUCCUCCCUUCCAAGAAAACCCGUAAAGCCAAAUCAGACUCAGGCCUAGGCAACCUAUCCAUGCCAGAGCUCAUGGCAGAGCCAACAGAUGUACGUUCAAUGUCCUUUGUAGGCACACACGAGUACUUAGCUCCAGAGAUCAUACGUGGAGAAGGACAUGGAAGUGCUGUAGACUGGUGGACGUUUGGUAUCUUCCUAUACGAGCUUUUACAUGGGACAACACCGUUCAAAGGUCAGGGCAACAGAGCCACGUUACAAAACGUGGUUGGCAAGCCGUUGAAGUUUCCUGAUACUCCUCAUGUUAGCUCUGCAGCGCGUGAUCUCAUACGUGGUCUUUUAGCUAAAGAACCUCAUAGAAGAAUAGCUUAUACACGGGGAGCUACGGAGAUAAAACAACAUCCUUUCUUUGAUGGUGUGAACUGGGCUUUGGUGCGUAGCGCCUCUCCGCCUCAUAUUCCUGACCCUGUUGACUUGGGACCGUUGACCUCUGCGAGAGGGAAGGCUAAGCAUGAUGCUCAGGUUGCUUGUGCUGCUGGUCCAGCUACUCCUACUGAUGAUACGGCUUAUGUAGACUUUGAGUACUUUUAGAACUACUAAAAUUAAUAUACUCUAAUACAUGUUUUUUUUUUGUUCAUAUUCUUACUUUUGACGAAUACAGUUUGUGAUUUGUAAAAUGGAAGACAAAGAAGGGAAGCUUAAUCAGAAUUUGAGAAUAACAUUUGUACCUC